Messenger RNA from Acanthisitta chloris (rifleman), 404 nucleotides. Its product is annotated as exonuclease mut-7 homolog. The annotation marks the transcript as partial. NCBI's taxonomy places the organism in Eukaryota, Metazoa, Chordata, Aves, Passeriformes, Acanthisittidae. The transcript has 3 exons. The record is from RefSeq and is a predicted model, not a curated record.
GCCAGGACCCACUCCUGUUGCUGAAAACCCUUCAGCUUCUCUGGAAAAAGCAGGAGCUGAGGAAGCAGCUCAAGGAAGAAAUCAGGAGGGGCUUUGCCGGACUGCAGGAGCCACUGGCAGGACUCCUGGCCAUGCUGGAGAGCAGCAGUGAUUGGAAGGGGAAAGGGCAUUCCCUGGGGUAUUACAUCACCACGGAGCUGCAGCUUUGGAUAAAAGAGCAUCCUGCUGUUCCACAGCCUGGCAGCAAGCUGGAGGAGCUGCAGAUCCGUGUGCUGGAGCUCCUAGCCCAGUGCCCAGCUAAUCUGUUCGACCCCCUGAUCAGCAUUUACCAGCUCCACACAGCAGAGCGGAACUGUUUGCUCCAGCAUGUCAGUCAGCUGCAUCACAAGGGCCAUUACAAAGAG